UUUCUUAUAUAGUAAAAAAAAUUGUUUAUAAGGCCAUUGAUAUAGUUGUAAGUGCUGUUUGAUCCGGGUGUAUCAUUUCCUGCCUUCUAUUUUUAGAAAGUGGCAGAAAGCAAAUAAGACAGGGCUACGUCACGGUGGUCAUGUAUAUUUAAGGACUUUGGUGCCCCCCCCUUCUCCCUCUCUCUGUAACAUACUCAUCCUCAUUUUGCAUGGAUAUGGCCACCCAGCCGCUCCAUCCAUCCCAUAUAAUCCACGUGACCCAGCUCUCACACGUCCUUCACUACUUCAUUCAGCAUGAUGGCUGCGGAUGCUGUGUGCUGGAUCCUGCACCCGCGCCGUCUCUCUCUCCUCUUUCUCUCCGUCACCCUCUUCUCUCUGCCGGACCCGACUGCAGCGCUGCUCGGCGUCCGGCCGGAAGACACCCAGAGCGGACAGCUGUCUGUGCAGGGUGGGAUACUGAGGACGACCGAGGGGACCCGCUUCAUUCUGAGGGUUUACUAUUCCGCAUCUCCAGAUACAGAGCAUCCCAACAACCUGAACAUCAGCGGCAUACCUGGCGCCGCUCCUGCCGCUCCGUGGAUCGCAUUUAUAGAAGAACCAGAUGGGGCCAGCGGAGACGCGGAGAGGCAUCCCUGGUCCAGAGGGAACCCGUGCGAAGAAGAGAGCGCCCGGAGCUCUGACAUAGAGCUGUUAGGCUCUUUCAGAUCCUCCUCAAGUUACAACUCAGUUUUGGUGGAGCUGUUGGCCAAAGACCUACGCAGAGGAGAAGUAAUUAAAUACUACUCCAUGUGCGCGUUUGAUGGAGUGAAAUGGGACCAUUUCAGCACCAAAGACUUCUGGUUGGCGGUGGUAGCGAGACCUCAAGAGACAGAUGUUUGGCUCCAAGCAAGUGUUUCUGUGCUGCUGUUGGCGCUGUCUGCGCUCUGCAGCGGUCUGAACAUCAGUAUGCUGGCUCUGGACCCGGUGGAGCUACGGGUCCUGCAGAACAGUGGUACAGAGAAGGAGCAGAAAUACGCACGGAAAAUAGAGUCAGUGCGCAAACAUGGAAACUACAUCCUUUGCACUGUGGUUCUGGGAAACGUGCUUACAAAUACAUGCUUUGUGGUUUGGAUGUGCCAGAUCUUAGGAAUGACUGCUCUCUCAACUGCCUCUUGUACACUGGGGAUAUUCUUCAUCGGUGAGAUUUUACCUCACUCCGUGGCGUCCAGGCACAGCCUCGCCAUCGCCUCAAAGACCCUCUGCGCGACCCGACUGCUGAUGCUAGUGUUUUCCCCCAUUGCCUAUCCAGUCUCCAAGAUUCUGGACAUCAUGCUGCGCCAAGAGAUCAGUAACUUUUACACCAGGGAGAAGUUGGUGGCCAUGCUGCGCGUCACUGACCCCUAUCACGACCUGGUCAAAGAGGAGCUCAAUAUCAUCCAGGGAGCCCUGGAGCUGAGGACCAAGACCGUAGAGGACGUCCUGACCCCGCUGUCAGACUGCUACAUGCUGUCGUCGGAUGCCGUUCUGGACUUCUGCACCAUGUCCGAUGUGAUGCAGAGCGGUUUCACCCGGAUCCCAGUUUACCAGAACGAAAAGUCCAACAUCGUGAACAUCCUGUUUGUGAAAGACUUGGCCUUCGUGGAUCCGGACGAUUGCACUCCUCUGAAAACAAUUACUCAGUUUUACAAACAUCCAGUGCACUGCGUGUUCAAUGACACCAAGUUGGAUGUGAUGCUGGAGGAAUUUAAGAGAGGUAAAUCCCACCUGGCUGUGGUGCAGAGGGUGAACAGCGAGGGGGAGGGAGACCCCUUCUAUGAAGUGAUGGGCAUCGUCACCCUGGAGGACAUCAUAGAGGAGAUCAUUAAAUCUGAGAUUGUGGAUGAGACAGACCUGUAUACUGACAAUCGGACCAAAAGGAGGGUAUCCAAUCAUGAAAGGAAACAGCAGGACUUUUCUAUCUUCAGACCGGCAGAAAAUGAGCUGAAGGUGAAGAUAUCACCCCAGCUGUUGCUUGCAACACACCGCUUCUUAGCUACAGAGGUGGAACCCUUCAAGCUAUGUCACCUGUCAGAGAAGAUCUUGCUGCGUCUCAUCAAACACCCCACUGUUGUGCAGGAACUCAAGUUUAACCCUAAGGACAAACACGCUCCUCAACACUACCUCUUCCAGAGAAACAAACCUGUCGACUACUUUGUCCUUAUCCUGCAGGGGCGGGUGGAGAUAGAGAUAGGGAAGGAGGGUCUCCGCUUUGAAAAUGGAGCAUUUUCCUAUUAUGGAAUUCCAGCUCUCAUCUCACCGCUGCCCACUGGUCCGAGGUACAGUUCCCGGGGCAGUGGUCUGAACCAGUCAGAUUCAAUACUGAGUGGAGGCAGCAUGGGUCAGCUCACUACAGGAGGAGGGGUCUACCUACCAGACUACUCAGUUCGACAGCUCACAGAUCUGCAGAUCAUCAAGAUCACCAGGAACCAUUACCAGAAUGCUCUAACAGCCACCAGGAUGGAUAGCUCCCCCCAGACACCGGACCCAGUGGAUUCUGAUGCUAAAGGGAGACCUCCGGUCCCAGAGGCUCGCUCUCACAGCAUCGCCCUCCCCCUCACAUACACACAGACUCGUCGGGGGUUGGCACGCCUUUUACAUCUUCAUCCCCACAGUGGCCUUUGCAGCACCACCCAGCUCAAUGAAAGAAACCGAAUUGUUCGCAGUAAAUCUGAUGGACAGAGGAGUCCAAAUGAUACUGUGUUCCUCCACAUGGAUGAGAUUCCCUACAUCCACGAGGACCGACCAGGAAAUUACAGGGAGAACGAUGCGCCUACAGAGUCUCGGCCAUCCACCUCUCCUUUCAUCAGCUCUCUGUCUCGGUCCAGCUCUGAGGAGAACAUUGGAAAGAAGCUAUUGCAUAAAAUAAGUAACAAGAGGAGAAAAAAGUCUCAGGAAGGAGAGCAGAGUUUGGAGGAAAGCUCAGUGCAACCACCAGUGACGAGUUAGCACAGUGACACUCCUUCCUCUUUCUCAUUACAGGGCAUCCUCAUUAAACAACCACCCCUUCAAAGACUCCCUCCAUGUUCUGGUAUAGCUCUCACAGGAGACUGAGCCAUGUUAUAUACUGGAGCCACUGACAAUACUCAGGUCCCCAGUGACACACAUCUGCCUGACUUAGCACAUUAAGAAACUCAUAUGGGCAAAUCUAAACAUAGUAUUGGAUAUAUCCCACCUUACACUGGACUGUGUAGACCUCAGCGGAUUUUAAUAAUGUUUUGUUGUUAAUGGGGAAACCAUUGUGUGUGUGUGUGUGUGUGUGUGUGUGUGUGUGUGUUACAUUAUGGCUCUAUUCAUAGUGUUAACAUUUAAUCAUUUCAUUUAAGCCAUAAUAUGUUACUGAAACAGCGGCGUGUUAUUUCAUAACAAACUCUAUGAGAUCUCUGAAUAUGGAGAAACCCAACAAGGUCCUUGAUCAUAUCUGAGCCAGUUUUAACUUUUUACUUGAGCUAAUCAUGAAUAAAAGAGUAUUUUUUAUUUAUGUCAUUACAAGACAGUUCACACAUACUGAAAAUGUUGUUUGCACAGGGAACUGUCCUAAUGAUGCCAUAAGGGUGUCACCUUCUAUAACCACAGCAGUGUUCCAUAUACAUAUGGAAGUCAUAGAAUUACCUAGCACAAUUUGAAUAUACUACAUUUGAAUAUACAUCUUAUACAUACUCAUACACAUAUAGUAAGUGACGUGAAUUCACACAACCGCAUACAAUCAGUAAUCGCAUCUUUCCAAUUUAAAUAUGCUUCACAGUCUGUCCUACCCAUAAAAACAGAUCUUUCUAACUAUAUGGACAUAAUUUCACUGUUUCUAUCAAACACCUUCACAUUCACACCCGUUUACUUGAUGCUACCACAUUUUUAACAAUUCAUCACCCUGUCUUUUGAUUGCAUUCAGUGAUGCAGGAGUCAUCACAUCAACCUCUUAGCUAUUAUAUAAGCCACUUUUCUAUGUACAGGUCAUCAGUCACUAAAGGUGCAUACACCAAUUAAUAAUAAGCUAGGGGUCCUGGGGUCCAAAUGGAUAUUAUACGUAUUCUUGAGAAAGUAGUUGCUCCUUGCAUGUUUGGUUAUGCUGCUUUUACUGUAGAGUUAACCUCUUGUAAAAACCCUGUGUGUCCAUAUGCGUGGCUCGUCAAAGCGUGCAUGAACAGGAUAACACCAGUGAACAGGAUAACACCAGUCUGCAGUAACUUAUCCCCACUAAGGCACAAAUGUGUGACUUGCUAAAAGUCUUACACAAUUGGCUGCAAUUUGAUCAAAAACUGUACUGAGGAACUUUUAAAGCUAAUUUAUUAAUAUUAUUGCACAAAUGAGUUGGAUCCUUAAUAAUAAAGUCAUAUUUUGAUCCUUAAUUAAAAUGUGAGUGGCAUCAGUAGUUGCUGCAGGCACAGGUUGGGCUAUGCUGACCUGCUCUGACACAGUCGGAGAGACUGUGUGACGCACACUGACGUCAAGCCACCACCUCCCACACACACACUCACUGGGGACACACUGAUAUUAUUUGUUCUGCCUAGUAGGGUCCGGAGGCACAAAGGAGACUGUGCUGCUAAGUCGUUUACACUGACCCCUCUGUCAGAACACGCACCAGAAACCAUUUUGACCUGAUAAACGACUGAGCUAGAGUAGUUGUGUGGAUAGAGAAACCGUCAAAAAGCAGAAUACUGGGAUGACGGGCAAAGUUUCAUUUUGUAGUGUCAAAUUCAGAUGAUUAUACAAGUUACCCAAACAUCCUGAGAGCCCAUAUCUUCUAUAUAAGCUACAUUUUUCAGUAAAUAAAUUGACCAAACUGUUGUUCUUGUCUACUUUGU
Monopterus albus (swamp eel) is the source of this 4817-nucleotide messenger RNA. RefSeq names its product cyclin and CBS domain divalent metal cation transport mediator 1 (gene cnnm1). The coding region runs from base 295 to 2964 and encodes 889 amino acids. The record is from RefSeq and is a predicted model, not a curated record. Gene Ontology annotation, molecular function: transmembrane transporter activity. Lineage: Eukaryota; Metazoa; Chordata; Actinopteri; Synbranchiformes; Synbranchidae. Gene Ontology annotation, biological process: magnesium ion homeostasis; transport. Gene Ontology annotation, cellular component: plasma membrane. The transcript has 10 exons.